CUCUGUGGUGAGGUUGUGAAUCAGACGUCACUGUGUCUGCUCCUCCUCAGCACUGGGUUAUACUGCAAGAUGUGCCAUCAUUUGAUCAGGCAGGGCUGCUGCCGCCUCCUGACACUCAUGACUCAUUUAAAGCAGGAAGCUGAAAGCGAACGCUAGCCCCGCCGGGUCACCAUGACUGCAGUAAAGAGAGACGGUUGGCUGAGGGGAGGGGAACCGGUGUCUCCUGGGACUGGCUUCUGAAGAAAAGAUGCCACGCCUCGCUCGCACACAGCAGAGCUGCUGGGACGCUCCGCUCUUCUCCAUGGCUAAUGUCAUACACAUCAUCUUCCUUCUCCUCUACUGUGACACGAUACAUUCAGAGACAACCUCCUUGCCAGAAUUGAAUCCUGUAAUAACAAUUCGGAAAGAUUUGUCCAGAGGUCAAAGUCAUGUCAAAGUCAUUGAAGAACCUGCAGUCCUGUCACCCCAAACCAUUGAACUUUUAUGUAACUUGAGUGACAUACCAAAUAAUCCCCCGUCCGUCACUGGUUACUGGACAAAAGAUGGACAAGAAAUUGAAAACUCAAAGGAAACUGUAAAUAGAAACAAUGAUCAGUAUAUCUUCAAAAAGACCAUACAGGCCGCAGAUGUGGGAAAUUAUUCAUGUGUCUUCCGAGAAAAUGAUGCACAAGUGACAUUUGUUUUUGAUGUUCCGGUAAUGAAAGACAAGCGAGACAAACCUAUAGUGAGCUACACUGGAGAUACAGUUGCACUCAAGUGUACACUUAAACAUAUACCGAAGACCUGGAGCUGGUACAAGGUGAAUAACACUGAAAAGGAUCUUAUUAACGUCACCGCCAGCCCUUUGAAGUACAAUAUCAUUAUACACAAAAACGUCACCAAACUGUCUGUACUGAAUUUGACUGAGGCAGAUGCUGGGGUGUACAUAUGCAGUGCUGAGUUUGAUAUCAAACCCAUCGAGUCUCAGGUGGAGCUGAGGGUCUUGUCUUUCCUUGAGCCUCUCAAGCCCUUUCUGGUCAUCGUGGUGGAGGUCAUUGUCCUGGUCACUCUGAUUCUGGUUUGGGAAAAAUGCAAAACACGCCAAGACCACAACACUGCAACGACAGAGAAUGAUGUGUAUCCUGAGCAGACCAGUAAACUGACUCAUAGCGACAGUAAUGGGAUGGAGACCACGACAAGACAAAGAAAACUGGAACAAUGAGAAUUUCAAGAAUCAGGAUGAAUGUUCUUUUAGACUCAGCUUUCAGCUUUACUUGUGGCUUACCAGCAUAAGCAAUAAUAAGCAAAUGAAUUAUAUGUUAAAUGUCUGUGUAUUCUGAGUUGUGGUGUAUAUUCUGUUGUUUGGACAUUGAGUAAAUAAUAAACUAAUUAUGGGAUUUAUUUUGAUUAACAAAUCAACAUAUGCCUAAGAAAAAUCACAGAUACGAUCUCUUUAAUGCCUCAAUUUCUCUCAGACGAGGGAUCGUGAAGUCUGCAAACAAAAGUCAAUAUUAUUGAAGAUCUCAAUAUGAACUCAAACAUUUCUCAGCAAAUUUACCCACAUCCAGAUUAUUAUACAUUCAUUUACACCUCCACACUCUUGUAUUUCAACAAUCACCUCAUUUGUUUCCAAUUUUCUUAUUAAAAAUGAGUAGUUUUAUUUCUACUAAACAAUUUUAAGAGGCACAUCUGAGACUAAGUUGACUGAGUUAUGAAAGAGCAACAUUUAAGAUGGGUACCGACAGAUAUUUUUG
Triplophysa rosa is the source of this 1733-nucleotide messenger RNA. RefSeq names its product embigin (gene emb). Gene Ontology annotation, cellular component: plasma membrane; axon. NCBI's taxonomy places the organism in Eukaryota, Metazoa, Chordata, Actinopteri, Cypriniformes, Nemacheilidae. Bases 248 to 1201 code for a protein of 317 amino acids. The record is from RefSeq and is a predicted model, not a curated record. Gene Ontology annotation, molecular function: cell-cell adhesion mediator activity. Gene Ontology annotation, biological process: homophilic cell-cell adhesion; dendrite self-avoidance; axon guidance. The transcript has 8 exons.